ACAGUCAGCAAUGGGCCGAAUUUCAACGCUUAUUAUCGGACAAGAAGUGGGAUGAAAUCGAUAAUAUUUUCAACGUGAUUCGGAUCCCAACUGUCAACCCUAACCGAAUCUAUCUUGUCCACGGCUUUUCUCAUGUUCCAUUACAUUUGAAACAAAACUAUUUAGGUGCAUUUUUAUUGGACGUAGGUACAAAUAUUCGCGAAAAUGCUGGAAAUCGCAAAUCGUUAAUGGAAGAACCUCUGGCAAUCGUUGAACGUGCCGUAUUGUUCUUAAGCGACAUACAAUAUUGA
This is a messenger RNA of Racocetra fulgida, 290 nucleotides long. The record is from the annotation of a GenBank genome assembly. NCBI's taxonomy places the organism in Eukaryota, Fungi, Glomeromycota, Glomeromycetes, Diversisporales, Gigasporaceae.